AUUCUUUCAAAAGGUAAAUUUCUGAAACAGUCUUAAAGUUAAAGAAAAAAAAUUGUUGCGAAAAAAAAUGCACCCCCCCCCCCUUGCUAUUAAUGGUUUGGGAAUUCACAUCGGGUUAGAUGUUCUAUUAAUUUUUUUCUUAUGUCAACAAUAUGGCACCAUUAUGCUAUUACCAAAUAACCAAAGUUGUUUUUAAAUCUGAAAGGUAAUUUAAUCAAGUGUUUAAAGCAUCACGGCAUCUUAAUUCAGGAACAUUGGAUAACCUUAUAUCUUUUCAUCCAGCACAACCCAAGAUCAGUGGAAUUAUCGAAGGACUAAGGCGCUGUCACACGGUGUAAACUUUUCAGCUGCUCAGGAUUACCCAUCGAUCAUGAAGACUAAAGUGCAGGGUCUACUAACCGCUGAUAGCCUUUCCGCUGAAAGGGAAAAAUAGACAUAUCAAUAAAUAGAAAAACCCAAACGGGAACCACGAAUUAACAGUGUAUAAUCAUUCCUUUACCAAAGGGACUAUGAUUUCAACAUUUCCAACAUUUUAGCCAGUGAAUUAGCCAUGUUCAUAUAUGUAUCCUGAUUAACAAGGCCUAGCUGUUUUUACAGAGUUAGUCGGAGGAUAGGACUUUGCAUCUGGUGUUUAGGUAAUAAAUUGCAGUGCAUGCCAUCAUAGGAUAAAAUAGUUGAGAGAGUAGACCAGUAGUGGGGAGAAAUGACAUUGUGUUCCAAUGGUCCAGCAAAUGGCAUCUUGUCGAAACUGGCAUGGCAAGUAAAGAGCAUUUUGAAUAAGAUCAUCAUAGAAAACUUGACAACUUGUCAAAGCCCUCAUGGCAAUUAGUAGAUAGCAUUUUGAACAUUAAGAUUGUCGUCAUGGAAAACCUGAGGAAAAGGUCUGCUAGUGAACUUGAAUCAAAUAAUCAAGUAAUCUCAUCAUCUGACCAAAGCAUGCCUAACAUGGUUGAGGUCGGACCAACAAGUCUUACUGAGAAUGUGAUACAUGUAGCUCCGCCUUUGGCCCUGGUUCGCCCGGAGAAUACAUCUAUUGUUCAAAGGCUAAAGCCAGUGUCUCUAAUCAAUGGAGGCCAAAAUGCAAUGGAAAUUCCAACACAGUCUAUAAAGGGAUUCAACAUGAGCCGUCUACCUUUGCCUACACAAAGUGCUUCUGAUACAGUGUGUGCAAAAAUGAAUAUUAAUGAGUUCUCCAGAACAAUGACUCAACAAAAUUCUCGGGGUGAACAUCAAGUUACUAACCUAGGAGACGUUCGAGAGGCAAUUAGGAAAAGAAAAAAAUUAAAGUUCACCAAGAAAGUUGACAGCUCAAAGAUAAAUCCAGGAAAAACCAACACAAUGAAUAAAGUAACACUUCUUUGUCCAAUUAUUGAUAAGAUCAACCAGCUUGAUAUACCAAAUCAAAAGGGCACCACCACAGUAAAAACCACAGGAACCUGUGAGGAAAAUCUGAGAAAUACAGUUUCAAAUAGUUUUGGAAUUGCUACACCAGUGGCUAUUUACCAAAAUAAGGUUAAUGAAAUGAAUAUGUUGAACCUGAACACAAGGACACUUCCAUCCAAUUCAUGCAAUUCCCAAAGUGAAAAUACUGCACACGAUUUGAACGAACACAGGAUGAUCAUUGAUACCGAAGAUGUUUCAUCAACUGAACCAGCUACAGUGGUAAAAGACGAACCAAACAAACAAGUGAAAGUUGAACCAGGCAUACAUGUGAACUGUGAACCGGACCCACAGGUGUACUGUGAACCUGACACACGGGUGAACAAUGAACAGAACAGACAGGUGAAUAAUGAACUGGAUAUACAGGUGAAAGUCGAACCAGACAUACAGAUGAACUAUGAACCAGACAUUCAGGUGAAUAAUGAACCAGACAGACAGGUGUACAGUGAACCAGACAGACAGGUGUACAAUGAACCAGACACAACCAGUUCUAUGUAUGCAAUGUUCCCAGGUCAGAGAUACCCUUUCUACACUGAACCAGUUCAACAACCAGAUUCAGUUGGUCAAACUCCGAACUCCAGAGCUACAACGGUCAUUACAACGAAUGGAAAGCAAAGGCAUCAUCCUGAUUGUAAAAGGGGCCAGUCAGAGAGGAGAGAAAGGAAAAAGCAAUUGGCCAGAAAACGGUACAAAGAGAAGAUCUUCAUCGGGCCACACAUUGAGAGGUGGAACCGGGUCAAGGAGGAACUGAACUUCUCAUUGAACUAUGAGCUCGCUGGCUACUUGCUAAAACAGUAUGAGACAUGGAAGAAGAUUUCUCAGCAACAACCUCCAUCACAAACAUCCAGCCAUCCUUAUACGACAAGGCCUGAACCCGAUACAAGGCCUGAACCUGAUACUUCAUCAACAGACACAGGAGAAGAAGAAGAAUCAAUGGAUACUGUAGAAGAAGAUGAACAGUAUGAAAAGCAGCAAGAGACCUUUCAGUACCUUCCUCCUUCACCAGUAUUAAGCCAUUCUUAUAUGACAAAGCUGGAGUCUGAUACUUCAUCAACAUUGACUGGGGAAGAAGAUGAAGAGUAUGACGAGUGGGAGAAGAGUUCUCAGUACCUACCUUCAUCAGAUUCUGGAGAAGAAGAUGAGCAGUAUGAAAAGUGGAAAGAAAGCUCUCAGCAGCCAUCAUCUGCAUCAAUGUCCAACCAUCCUUAUAUGACAAGGCAUUCACUGAAAAAGAUCUCGCAGCAUCUACCUUCUGCACAAAGUUCCAGUGUUCCUAAUACAACACAGCCUGAAUCUCAUACUUCAUCAACAGAAGAUGAAGAUAAACAGUAUGCAGAGUGGAAGAAGACCUAUCAGCACCGACCUUCAUCACCAGUACUAAGCCAUCCUUAUACGACAAAGCCUGAACCUGACACUUCAUCAACAGACACAGGAGACGAAGAAUCAAUAGAUACUGUAGAAGAAGAUGAAUAUAAAGGAUAAGAAGAGAUACCAGUUUGUAAAUUCUAACUGACAUCUGGCUAAAAAGUUUUCAGAAUAUAGAUUUUGAGAGAUCAAGUGUUCAACCAACUUAACCCUGUGGCAGGCACAUAACUAGACAUUGCUCUCUUGUACAGUUUGGUGGAACCAUGUUCAAAGAAGCAAACUGUGUUACAUUGCAAAUCUAAUGGCAAUGAAAUUCAAAUAUAUGUGUGCUACCAUUAAAAUAUUCAAUAUGGCAGCUCUCUUUGCACAAAGAGGCUUUUCACAGGAGUCGGAAGUACUUCUGGGUAGUAUGCAGUGUGCAGUAUGGGAAAAUUUUAUUUUCCAGAGACUAUGCAAACUAAAUAAAUGUUGAUUUAAAACCAAAACGAACCAGUGCAAUAGCCAAAAAUGUGACAUAUUUUUCUGCUUGUCACAAUUGAAUUCUAAAAAGCUUUAUGAAAAUAGGUAUUUAUGUACCUGUUCCUUGUAUACAAAGAAAUUAACGAGUGUGCAAGAAGUUGUUAUUUUAUUGAUACAUACCAUAUUGUGUAAAUAAUAGUGGCAGAGAGAGAGAGAGAGAGAGAGAGAGAGAGAGCAGUAUGAACAAGAGGGAGACUCAGCUAAAUGAUAUAUUAGUGAUACAAUUAAUCUGCUUAACUAGAGGUACAUAUAACAGUAACACACUGACACAUAUUAACUUGGACUCUUUAAAAGACCUCCAGUUAAGUUUAGGUCAAAAGGUCAUAGUUAGAAUGCUGUAUAUAACUGUAUAUGUACAUGAAACAGUUGUCAUAUGAAAACUGAUUAUUUUUUCAGUUUUUGCAAUAAAACUAUAUACAUAUAAA
Messenger RNA from Magallana angulata, 3749 nucleotides. RefSeq names its product zinc finger protein 181-like. Bases 862 to 2922 code for a protein of 686 amino acids. The transcript is spliced from 8 exons. The record is from RefSeq and is a predicted model, not a curated record. Gene Ontology annotation, molecular function: DNA-binding transcription factor activity, RNA polymerase II-specific; RNA polymerase II transcription regulatory region sequence-specific DNA binding. Gene Ontology annotation, biological process: regulation of transcription by RNA polymerase II. Gene Ontology annotation, cellular component: nucleus. Lineage: Eukaryota; Metazoa; Mollusca; Bivalvia; Ostreida; Ostreidae.